This is a messenger RNA of Coccinella septempunctata (seven-spotted ladybird), 975 nucleotides long. RefSeq names its product 101 kDa malaria antigen-like. The record is from RefSeq and is a predicted model, not a curated record. Bases 1 to 975 code for a protein of 324 amino acids. NCBI's taxonomy places the organism in Eukaryota, Metazoa, Arthropoda, Insecta, Coleoptera, Coccinellidae. The transcript is spliced from 3 exons.
AUGACUAUCGCAAUGGCCGAGGGAACGACAAGAGUAACGCUCCUUCCUUUUUAUGGAGGCGGCAAAGGUCAGUCGUUACAGAUCGUAGAAAAUGCUAAUGGGACAGUGACAACCAACAUAAUCAAGACGCCAGAUCCAGACAAAGAUAACAAGGUAGAGGAAAUAAACCCAGCAGAGCUCGAAUAUCCACAGCUUCCGUCGAAAUUCGAGAAGAAAUUCGACGAUCACGUCAGACUGAUAAACAUGAAAGCUCUGAAUAUACUCUCUCUCCAAGACAAAGCAAAAAAGAAAGGACAACUCACUAAGGAGGAACAGCUGUUUUAUCAAGAGAACAUGGACGAAAUUUCUGAAGCAGCGGAACAGUUAACUAAAAUACAAGAAAAAUCAGAUCCGGACUUCGAGAACAGAGAAGGACUCAGCGCCUGGUUCGAAAAGAAAAAUAAGCUACAAGCGCAGAAAAGAGUGAACAAGACCACUGAGGUGAAAACGGAAAGUAACAACAAUGAGAAGAAUAAAGAACAGGAAACAAGUAAAUGGUGGAACAAAGUUGGUGAAGAUAGUAAAAAGGAAGAACAAGAGAAAAAAGAGAAGGAGAAAGAGGAGGAAAAAGGAGAAAAAGAAGAGGAGAAUGGGGACGAUACGGUUGAGAUAAAUCUUCCUCCAGAUAACGCUUCGGUUGCCGAAGCCAUGCCGGUUGGAUUAGCCGUAGCAGGAGAAGGCGGUAUAGCUGCAAGUAAACCAGUAGCCACAGCUGUUGUAGGACCCAAUGGCUUGGCUGUAGCUAGGCCAAUAGCUACGGCAAUAGCUGGAGUAGCUCCUGAUCAGGCCUUAGUUCCAAUUUACGCCGAAGGCUACGUUGGUAGUAAUAAGCCCAAGAGGAAUGGAUCUCAGAGCCCAAAACAGGGUGAUGCAGACGAGUUUUUGAAGAGAAUCAUUUCGAAAUUUCAUUCCAGUGCCAUACCCGAUCUCUCUUAG